Messenger RNA from Alternaria arbusti, 885 nucleotides. RefSeq lists its product as uncharacterized. The transcript is spliced from 3 exons. Gene Ontology annotation, molecular function: single-stranded DNA binding; double-stranded RNA binding; single-strand break-containing DNA binding. NCBI's taxonomy places the organism in Eukaryota, Fungi, Ascomycota, Dothideomycetes, Pleosporales, Pleosporaceae. The record is from RefSeq and is a predicted model, not a curated record. Gene Ontology annotation, cellular component: nucleus. The coding region runs from base 1 to 885 and encodes 294 amino acids. Gene Ontology annotation, biological process: double-strand break repair; single strand break repair.
AUGACGGAUACCCACGAUGCCAUUACGGACAAAGAGAUAGCAGGCAGGGAGACGGCAAAUCAAGCUCAACCCGCAAUCGACCCUGCCUCUUCGAAGCGCCCCAAUGCAUUCACAGAACUCAUGACGCAGUCGAAGAAACCAAAAUCACCCAUCGUUUCCGCCGCAGACGGCCCCAGUACGACACAGAAGGCUUCCAAGACAGCGAAGCGCUGGGAUGGACGGAACGGGCUAGGCGUCUAUAUCGAGAGCCCGGAGACGAACCCUGAGAACAAGAUACUGGAAUACGACGAUGACUUUGUCGUAAUAACCGACAAGUACCCCAAGGCGAGUUAUGUGCCCAUGGUGUUGGAUAAACUAAGGAGAACUAGCGCGCUGACAACCAACAAGUCCUUCCUCGCCGAAGUACGAAAACGCGCCGUCCGUCUCAAAGAACUCGCCGCGUACGAACUCCGACGUCAAUAUGGCGACUUCAGCGCUUCAGAUAAACCAUACAAUGAGGCUUUUGAGGCAAUGAUGAGCUCUCCUGACCCGCCACCUCCACCCGAGGAGCGCGCAGCACUGCUCCCACCCGGCCGCGACUGGUCUAAAGAUAUCGUAGUAGGCGUACAUACCCAUCCCUCGAUGAACCAUCUACAUAUACAUAUCUUCAGUCGGGACAUGCAUUCAGACUGGAUGAAGCACAAGAAACACUAUUUGAGCUUCAACAGUAGUUUCCUGGUUCAAUUAGACGAGUUCCCUCUAGAAGAAGAUAGUAAGAGGUUUUCUCCCGGAGAUUGGCCUAGUUGGGACAUGAAGUGUUGGCGAUGUGGGAAGAACUUUAAGAAUAAGUUUGCGGCAUUGAAACAACACCUCAAUGAAGAGUUUGACGAGUGGAAAAGGGAAUGA